AUAUUGAGCUCUCUUGUGCCACUUCUCUCAACCAUUUUCUCUUUGUACUUCUACUUCUCUUUUGGUUUAUUUGAUCUUCUCUUUAAACCUUCAAUGGCUGCUAUGGAUGUGCACAACUCUGCCAACGAGGUUGCGCUAAAGGAAAGAGAAGAAAAUAUUAGUUCUACAGAUGCUGUGACUGUGGUUGGAAACAGAAAUGAGCAUAGACUAAGAAGGAAGAGCUCAGGAGGGUGGACAGCUGCAAGCAUCUUGCUAGCGAAUCAAGGCCUGGCCACGCUAGCUUUUUUUGGAGUUGGCGUGAAUUUGGUUCUGUUCUUAACGAGAGUUCUUGGCCAAGACAAUGCUGUUGCUGCUAAUAACGUAAGCAAAUGGACUGGCACAGUCUACAUGUGCUCUCUCAUUGGAGCUUUUCUCAGCGAUUCCUACUGGGGUCGUUACUUGACAUGUGCACUCUUUCAGAUUAUUUUUGUCUCGGGGUUGCUUCUCUUAUCUCUGUCGUCUUGGAUUUUCUUGAUCAAACCGCGCGGCUGUGGCAAUGAAGUAAUAGCUUGCCGGCCACCAUCGCCUGUGGGUAUAGCCAUAUUCUACUUAUCAAUAUAUUUAGUAGCCUUUGGAUAUGGCGGACACCAACCCACUAUAGCUACAUUUGGAGCAGACCAAUUUGAUGAAGAGAAACCUAAAGAAAAGACUUCGAAAGAAGCUUUCUUCUGCUACUUCUAUUUUGCACUCAACUUUGGAUCUUUAUUCUCAAACACCAUUUUAGUCUACUUUGAAGAUUCUGGUGAAUGGACACUUGGGUUUUUGGCAUCUUUAGGCUCUGCAGUCAUAGCCUUAGUGUCAUUUUUGGUGGGGACUCCUGGAUACAGAUACAUAAAACCUUGUGGGAACCCUUUGCCAAGAGUUGCUCAGGUGUUUGUAGCUUCAGCUAGGAAAUGGGAUGUUGUUCCUGCUAAUUCUGAUGAAUUGUAUGAAGUAGAAGGACCAGAAUCUGCAAUCAAAGGCAGCAGAAAGAUUCUUCACAGUGAUGAGUUCGAUUUCCUGGACAAGGCAGCAACUAUAACAGAGGAAGAUAUGCUACACCAAAGUGAUCCAUGGAGGCUCUGCACAGUGACUCAAGUUGAGGAGGCCAAAUGUGUUCUAAAGCUCUUACCCAUUUGGCUAUGCACUAUAAUUUACUCAGUUGUCUUCACACAGAUGGCUUCUCUCUUUGUUGAGCAAGGAAAUGUCAUGAGCUCAAACCUAGGAAAAUUUCACCUCCCAGCUGCAAGCAUGUCUGCCUUUGACAUCUGCAGUGUCCUCAUCUGCACAGGAAUUUAUCGCCAAAUCCUGGUGCCCUUAGCAGGAAAGUUAAGUGGAAAUCCUAGGGGCUUAACGGAGCUUCAAAGAAUGGGAAUUGGACUCAUUAUUGGAAUAUUAGCAAUGGUUGCAGCUGGUAUAACUGAAAUUCAGAGGCUGAAACAUGUCAUCCCAGGCCAAAAGAUAAGCUCUUUGAGCAUAUUUUGGCAAAUCCCACAAUAUGUUCUUGUGGGUGCUUCAGAGGUUUUCAUGUACGUAGGUCAGCUAGAGUUCUUUAAUGGGCAAGCACCAGAUGGGAUCAAAAGCUUUGGAAGCUCACUUUGCAUGGCUUCAAUCUCUGUUGGAAACUAUGUGAGUAGCUUGCUGGUUAAUAUGGUAAUGAAGAUUACAGCUAGAAAUAACAAGCCUGGAUGGAUCCCAGCUGACUUGAACACAGGCCAUAUGGACAGAUUCUACUUCCUGAUUGCUAUUCUUACAGCUUUUGAUUUUCUCAUCUAUUUGUUCUGUUCAAAUUGGUACAAGCCCAUUAAUCUCCAUGAAACUGAAAUGGACAAACAAGAAGAUGAUGUGUUGGGAAGAGCCUAAUUAAAUAAAAAAAAGAAACUCUUCUUUGUCUAAUUAUGUAGUAUAAAAACUGCAACAAGGAAGUUUGACCUUGAUUUGUUUAUUGGGGAUGAUUGCUUUCUUUUCAGGGUAAUAGGAUUUUGUUAAGUUGUAAAGUUAAUUUGGUUAUAUUUUCUUUUCAAGCACAAAUAUUUAGGGAAGAAUUUAGGCCAAUUGCAUGGAACAAUUUAAUCCCUGUGAUAUUUCACUC
Molecule: messenger RNA, 2110 nt
Organism: Manihot esculenta (cassava)
Lineage: Eukaryota; Viridiplantae; Streptophyta; Magnoliopsida; Malpighiales; Euphorbiaceae
Product: protein NRT1/ PTR FAMILY 7.1
Exons: 6
Coding region: 94-1881 (595 amino acids)
Biological process (GO): transmembrane transport
Cellular component (GO): membrane
Molecular function (GO): transmembrane transporter activity
Source: RefSeq, a predicted model, not a curated record